Molecule: messenger RNA, 6114 nt
Organism: Chironomus riparius
Lineage: Eukaryota; Metazoa; Arthropoda; Insecta; Diptera; Chironomidae
Source: the annotation of a GenBank genome assembly
CAAAAAAAUCAGAAUAAUAAAAUAAAUUAUUUCUACACGAUGUACAUUGUUAAUUGCUAAGUUUAAGUAAGAAAUAAGGAAAGUGAAAAUGGCUAUCGAGAAUGCACAAGUUUUAAGGCUCGUUGCACGCCUGGUUAUGGAUUAUUUGGACGAACAAGAUCUCACAGAUGCUUAUAAUACAUUUUGUGAAACGAGUCGUCAUCUAACAGAUCAGGAGUAUCAAUCAUAUAGUCAAGGAAUCAAAACAUUAGAUAAUGGAUAUGGUCUCAUUAAUAUAGUUACAGAAUACUUUCUAAUCAAAGAUAAAUUAAGAGAUUUCAUCAGAGCAUGUCCAAAAACGUCAAUAAUAAUCAGCUUGAUCGAUACAGCGAAUCUUCAGUCACGUCUAGACAUAAUUUUGAAGGUAUUGAAGGAUAAUUUGUUGAAAUUUGAUCAAGUUCAGGAAGAUAUUUCACGGAAAAGAAGAAAGACUGAAAAUGAGCUAUUUCAAGUGUCACAAACAAACACAAGUACACCAGAAACUGUACAACCAUUAAAGAAACGACGAAUUUCAUGCUCAAAGUCAAAUACCUUAAAUAAUAGCAAUAACAAUGACAACACAAAGGUAGAAGAGAAAAUUUUAGGGAAUAAGGAUCUGAAAAUUUAUAUUAGUAGUCCUGAAACAUCCAACAAAGAAGAUGAUGUGACUGACGAUGAAUCAUCAAUAAAAGCGAGCACAUCCAAUACAAAAAUAGCACCGCCACAGCUAUUAUCGGAAACAAUCUUAAAGAAACCAGAUUUUGCAGAGAAUUUAGCUGAAAUUAUCAAUAAAACGUUGGCAGUGCAUGAUAAGUCGACGGAAGCAAUAAGUUCACAGAAUGUUCUUACACAGCAUGAUGUUCAAGACAUUAUGUCCAAAACUGAAAAUGAUUUCGAAGAUAUAUUAAAGGAAGUGAUUGACAAAUACUUGAUAGAAGGAUCUGACAGCAGUAAAGUGGAAUCACCAACUGCUGCAGAUAGUAAAGAUGUUCCAAUUAAGCAAAGACUUAGACCACGAACCGCAAAGAAAAUACCAUCGACAGAACGAAAGAAGAAAAAGAUAAAUAUCAUAUCAAAUGAGAUUUAUACAGGUCCAAUGCCUUUAUGUGUCAAGAUGCCUCCAAAUACAGUAAUAUCACCAAUUGAGCAAGCAACAACGUCUGUUAUGUCAACAGAACAAACUAUAAAUUCUCAUUUGUCUCAACCAUUACUUAUAGUUCCUUUUAUGCAAUCAUUACCAACAUCCACCACAACGUUUAUUCCUUUACAAUCAUUUCAUUCUACUGGAAAUAUAAUUUGUGAAAAUAAUGUUCCAAUUACAACAACUGCGGAACUACCUACAAAUGUGCAAAUAAUUCUAAGUGAAAAUAAUCCAGCAUUAACGAAUGUAAUACAAAAUAAUAAUAACGAAGAGGCUGACAAGGUCCAAAAAACUCCAAAAACAACAAUUCAAACAAACUUUUUGGAAUCAAAAUGCAAAUCAACUCCAAGACGAAAAGCGACACAUGUAAGAAUUUUAGAUUUUACACAUACCCCUUCGGGUCGAUUGGCUGCAAUUAAGGAAUGUAAAACUCCAUCGAAUAGUAGUAUAAGGCAUGAAACUCCUGGAUCAGCUCCAGCAUCGAUUAUGACAUCACAAAAAACGAAGAAAGAGACAGUAUCAAUUAAACCACCUCAAAGUGUUGAAAAUGGAGAUAAAUCGGUAGAAAUAAUUGAUGAAAGUUCAAAUUCUAAUUCUAUAUCCAAUACUCCGAAAGUUGCAAAGAAUCGACGAAGGAGAAAAAUUGAGAUUGACUCAAAAUCUGAUAAGGCACACGAUGAAAUUUCACCAAAACCAAUGACUGCUGAAGAAUGGAAUAAAAUGAGAGAGGAACAGAAAAGCUUAUCAGUGGACGACAGAAUGAGAAUCUUAUUCCAGCAGAGUGAAGUCAAAACUAGUGUUAAGAAACGCAAAAAAACACCAAAGAAAAAGAAGGAAGAUCAUAAAAAGUCAUUAAAGAAAGCAAAACCUUUAAUUACAACUGUACAGCAAACCAAGGGAAAAUUAUGUGCUAAGUUUAAAGUAACAUCGCCAAGAAAAUCAGCAUUACUAAGAAAAUCACCGAAGAAGAAGAGACUUUCCAGUUCAAAUAUUGUAAAUAAAUUAUUGGCAGAAAGUGCAAAAGAAAAUAAAAUUGAGACACAAAAAGUAAAUGAUUCAGCAAACGAUAAUCAACAGCAAUUAAGCCUACCAAAAUUAAUGACAAAUGAAAGUCUCGUAGAGGAUAAAACAGACGAAACUGACACAUCAGAUUUAAAUAGGAGUGACACAGUUCAAGAAGUUGCUAAUUUAUUAACUAAUCUGCCUGAAACAAUCCUCGCCAAAACAAAUAGUGGAAAUAGUUUUGAGAUAGCAAGUCAAAAGACAUUAAUUGAUGCAUCAAUACUUAUGGAAACGCCUUUAAAACUAGAUUCUAUUAGUCCAUUGCCAAAUACUCCAAGAUUUGCAGUUCCUUUAAUUUCGACACAUCAAGAAACGCCAGUUGCGAAGGAAAUAGUUGCAAUAACGACAGUCUCUUCAAUACUUAAAGUUUGUGACAUUUUAACGCCUAGUUUUCCAAUAACGCCAGGAUUUAAAAUAACACCAGCUAAAAGUGAAUCAAGUCCAAGCACUGGAUAUGUAAGUCGUAAAACUGAUUACUCGUCAUGUAGCUCAUAUUAUAAGCCUGAUGAAUCUGAAGACAUUAAUUUAAAUAUUGAUAGUAUAAUUAAACAAAGAAUAGCAGAUCGAAGCUCACAAUCGGAAUCAGAAGCGCCUGUAAUAAUCAUUGAACGGAAAGAAACAAUAAGAACUGGGAGUAUGAAGAAGGUUGAAUGUCCUGGAGCACUGGAAAGGGUCUUGUCAUUUACAGAAGAACAAAAUGCAAUUGUAAUUCCACAUUAUAAUAUGAAUGAAGAAGGAUUAUUAUCGGAAUCAAUGAUAACAACAGCAUCCGACGAAAGUUCAUCGUCAUUUACAUGCUCGACAUGCUCAACAGAUCCAUCAAGUGACGAUAAUACAAUGGAUAAAUUAAAUAAAGCAUUAAAUGUCGAGGAUCGUGAUUCUGAAUGGCAUUGUGAAGAAGUGGAAAUAGAAAUGGCAAAUAUAAGUAACAAGUCAUUGGUCAAUGAGAGAACUGGCGAGGUUCGAUUCCCACUAAGAAGUUGGAUAACCCCAAAAAAGAUUGAUCCACAAGAACCAAAGUUAAUUAUUGAUGAAAUGAAAGCUGAUAAAGUUUUGGUGACAAUUCCAACAGAAAAUAUCAAGUCAGUCGAGGAAAAGAAGGAAGAACAACGAGCACAGGCGAAAGCUAAUAUGGAAGCAAUUAAGCAAAGAACAAUUAAUAUCCUCAAAAAAGAAACAAAGAAAGAAAUUCCAAAAUUCAAAAAGGCGAAUGUCAAGCAAUUUAAAUUACCGGCUGAACAGCCAAAAUAUGUUCCAUUAACAAGACGUGAUCAGAUUUUACAGGCAAGCUUAUUUUCUGAACGUCCAAAAUCCACAGCAUUAAAAUUAAUUCCUUCAACAUCAAUAUCAUCAUCCUCAAGACGAAAGUGUUUAACGCCUAGAAAAACAAUAAUUAUGGAUGAACUUCCAAAAGCAGAUCCAACAGUAAAGAAAAUUAGCAAUAAGAAACGACAAAGUAAUGAAAAAGGAAAAUCGGAUAGUGUCAAAAUAAUCAAGUCACCAACUAAGCCUGAAAAAGUAUCAGUAGAAAAUAUUAAUGAUAAUGCAAUGAUGCAUGAUGAUCAUCCAAGCCUUAAUAUCUCAACAUCUUUCCAUUCGUCUGAUAACGAAGAGCCUGAAAAUACAGUUGUCAAUGUAAUACAGAAACCUGUUGAGGAAGGCUCUAAUACCUUCCAGAGGACAUUAAUAGCACAAGGAUUCGAAAAAACGGAAGCAAAGGAUCUUCAAAUUAAAUUUGUAGACAAAAUUGAGGAUGAAUUACAAAAAGUAACCGAAAAUGUUGAAUCUGUGCCUGAAAAGCCAAAAGAUCCACCAGAAAAUAAUAAUAAGGAAAUUAAAGAAAAAGAAGUUUUAAAAGACAAAACUGAGCUCAAUUUAAGUGUUCCUGGAAGCGAAUCAGAAACAGAAGAGGAUGACGACGAGUGUGCAUUUGCAUUUGCGGAUAUCCUUGAAAGAAAUGUCUUUACAUUUGAAGAACCAGUAGAUUUUGUGCCUAAAAAAGAGAAAUCAAAAAUUGCUAAUUUGUGUGCACCGUCAAAACUUCAAAUUGAUGGACGAACAGUCAAGAUAGAUUUUUGCAAUCCUAUAGACAUUUUUACAAUGGAACCGACAAAGAAGUCUGCUGAUGAUAAGAAUGAGAAGAAAGAGCAACAAAAGGAAAUUUUGAAACCUUCAGAGCCCAAAAUUCUAACAAAGGAGAUUUCCAUUGACAAAAUUCUAACGAUGAUUCAUGGGAAUCAUUAGGACAUUUAUUGCAAUUAAGGAAAACUAGGCCCAAAAAAUAAUUAAAACAUACAAAAUUUACCGUUUUCAAAAAUUCAAAACGAAACAGAUUUUUGCUAUUCAAAGAAUAACAGCUUUCGAAAAUUCAAAAAUGGACCUGAUCUUUUGAAAAUUCAAAAAAUAGCGGUUUUUAAAAUGUAGAAAUCACGGAAAAUGAGCACUUUUAUAUCUCACAAAUACAGUCGCUGAAACGAAUGUAAAUUAAGUUUAAAAAAAGCAGACGAGAUGAAAAUUCAUAAAUUAUUAAAAAUUUGUAAAGAUUGAGAAUUUUCGUUUAACAUAGAAAGUUUGAAGUAUUUUUAUUUGUAAAAUAGUGUGUGAAUAAAUCUUAUUUAUUUUUACAAAAAAAAAAUAUUGUUUAUUAUUCAUUUCAUAGUGUAAUGAUCCAACAAGGAGUGAAGCUUUUAAAAGAAGAUUAGUAAUAGUAUUAAUUGAUUAUGAAAUGUCAAAAAAAAAUCAAUUUAUUUCCUUGAUGGUUGUAAGCAAGUGGUUAUAGUUGAACUGUCAGGAAAUAGUUGAUGAUAAGUGACUAAUGGAACAUAAGCAGCAGUAAUAACUCGACCUGCAAACCAUCGUCCAUGAAGGGCAUUAACAGCAAGCACUGCUGUUGCAAUAGAUGGACAUUUUACAUAAACUUUUCCUUCUGAAGAUGAAAUGUCAACGUAUACAUGAUAAACACCGCCAUGCUUGUUGCAUUCCUCAAUGACAUCGUCUUGUAUUUCCUGAUCCCAAUUAAGUGUCGUUUCUGAUGCUGGAUCAAACAUAUUUACAAGUAAGAAACAUUGUGUUGCUAUUGUUGGCAUUUCUUCUUGUGGAACAGGUUGUGUGACUGGCUGUGGAGCAGAAGCAAGCAAAGCAUUGGCAGCUAUUUGAGGAAUUUCGAGCCCUGCAUUUUCAGCUAAUUUAAACAUUAAUUGUAAUCGUCCUGUUGCUCCGAGAUCUAUGCCACUUCUAUCCAUUUCAUCUGUGUCGAGUGAUGCAUGAUGUGUUGUUACGUCUAACCUUUCGGUCACAUUUCCAACUUUCAUCGGCCUUCCAGCUAGUUCGAAGCCAUUUAAUUGCUCUAAUGCUUUCUUGGCGUCGUCUGCAUUGUGGAACUGUAAUGAUAGUUAAGGAAUUUCAAUAAAAUUGCUGAUCAUUAAGUUUGGGAUUAAAGUUUAAUCCUAGGAUUUAAAAUUGAACUAAAAUGUAUGAAACAACUGUUUAAACGACACAUUAUCAUUAAUGCGUCAUAAAAAGUAAGUCAGAACUAGGAAUUUUGAUGUAGCACACUUCAUCCCCUCAGUUAACCAUGAGUGAUAAUAAAAUCAGAUUAGCCAAGGUCAAGGGCGUGCAAAAAUUUAAAUAAAGUGUUAAAACAGUCUCACGUCACCUUAAUUUUGAAAAGUUCGACAUUAAAUUCAAAAAUUCGAUAUUUAAGCCGAAAAUUUGAAUUUUAAUUGCCGGUUAUAAAAAAUGUAAACGAAGGAAAAAUUUGAAAUCGAAAUUAAUGAUAUUAGCUACUAUUAAUCAUGAUUUGUCCUAAUCAACAUAAUCUUUGUUAUGUUUUAUCUCUUUUAAAUAGUUUUCACCACAAUAAUGAGUUUUAAAAAGCAAUUUAUAAACAUAAU